Messenger RNA from Triplophysa dalaica, 2238 nucleotides. It is a transcript of the gene bag2, whose product is annotated as BCL2 associated athanogene 2. The record is from RefSeq and is a predicted model, not a curated record. The transcript has 3 exons. Gene Ontology annotation, molecular function: adenyl-nucleotide exchange factor activity; protein-folding chaperone binding. Gene Ontology annotation, biological process: protein stabilization. Bases 84 to 710 code for a protein of 208 amino acids. NCBI's taxonomy places the organism in Eukaryota, Metazoa, Chordata, Actinopteri, Cypriniformes, Nemacheilidae.
GCUCGGGUGUGCAGAAAGUAUAGACAGCUCACCGCACCCGUGACAAUAUUUAUUUUCGUGACUAACGUUAACGAUCAUCUGUUAUGGCUCAAGCAAAAAUAAACGCAAAAAUGAACGAUGCGUAUAAAGGCCAAUUUAUCAGAACCCUUUCGAUGGCGGACCGGUCAGGUCGGUUACUAGAGAAUCUGGAUCAGAUUGAAAUGAGGGUGGAGGCUCUUCGUGAGGCGGCCACUGCUAUGGAGCAAGAGAGAGAGAGCUUAAUCGAGAUGAUUCAAUCGACACAGAACAGUCAGGAAAUGAGAAACAUUUGUGAUGGAGAAAAGGAAGAGCUCUCGCUGACUGCAAACAGACUCAUGAAGAGGACGUUAACAGUAACUGUGUCUGUUGAUACGAUCAGAAACGCCCUGCAGGAGGAUGCCUUGAAGAAAGCCACAGCCAUUAUCAACGAGAUUGCUUCUAAAGUGCUUGAGGAUUUAGAGGGGGGGAGAAAGAGACUGCAGGCACUUCAUGCCGCGUGUGUGACUGAAGCACCACCUGUGCCCAUUGAUCAGAAGUUUCAGAGCGUCGUGAUCAGCUGCGCCCUGGAAGACCAGAAGAAAAUCAAACGUCGCCUGGAGACUCUCAUCAGGAACAUGGACAAUGCAGAGAAAACCAUUAAAAUUAUGGAUCAUCAGAAAGUUGAUCAUUCCGAUCUUGCCAAUGGCAAAUAGGGUGAUUUAGUGGAAUUAAAACCUAUGUGCCUUUUGAAGCCUUAAGGAACAGAAAUAUGACCCACAACAUGACACGAAACACCCAUCUACGUAUUCACAGCCACAGAAAAAAAAUGAGAGACCAUUCCAAAAUUUUAUUUCAAAUCAGCAUUUCUAGAUGCAUUGCGGUCAUUCAUUCCGGUUCAGUGUCAACCAAAGCAAACCUCAAGAGUGUCAAAGCAUCCAACAGCAAUGUGAAAGACUGGCAGUAUGACAGGACACAUAUUUACUGUGAUAAAAAUGUUAUCGCAUUUAAUGUUUUUUAACUUUUCCUCAAUACAUGUUCAAAUAAUACUGUCGUUUUCUCUACAGUAUUUGAGGUCUGAAAAAAUACAAAGCAUCUUUUCUGUUAUUUUCACCUCCUCUCCAGUGUUGAUAUUCUUCAUAUGAAUGCAAAAAGAAACAACGAUUCUAUUUGAAAUUUUAAAAAAAAAGUAUUGUUAUUAGUUCAAAGAAUUAAACAAAAAUGACCAUUUUACCUAAACACAUAUCUAUAAAUAGUACAUUUUAAAAUCAGAAAAGCAGUCUCUGUAAUGGUCUCUUGUUUUUUUUUCCACAGAUAUAUAUAUAUAUAUAUAUAUAUAUAUAUUUGCCUUGCAUAUCUGAUAGCACACAAACAUCUAGCAAAUGUCUUUUGGGUGUCUUCAUUUACAUCUGAAAGACAUAGCUUGCAAAUCUGCAAUACGUGUCAGAGACAUCUGCUGUCAGACGUAAUGUAGACACCUAGAAGAUGUCUGUAGGAUGUUAAUGAUUUAGAAUGAAUGUAAAAAUGCUCUUCCUAAGAUGUUUAGCAGAUGUUCUUACACAGCAGAUUUUUUCCAGAUCUUUAGCAGACAUCUUACAGACGUAUCUGUGACCUCUUGAUCACUAUUUACCUCAAUGCAUUAAUUUAAAGCAACACAGAUCAUAAAUGUUUACGUUGGAUAUUUAACAGUUUUAAAGACACAUUGUAUUUUAUAAGUAUUUUGUUUACUUUGUUCUACUAACCCUUAUAAAGCAAUGUGAAAUAGGUUUAGUUGGGAUCUACCAACAUUCCGGCUUGAGUCCUGUGAAUUUAAUUUACUGGUUCGCUGGUUAGUCUAUUUUUAGAACAGCUGCACAUGGCACAUGUUUGCUCGCUUGUGACGGUUUAAUUAGACCACGUUUGGCAUUCUGCUUGUUUGGGAAUUUCACAUUUGGGUAUUAGUUUAGUCAUCACAGCCUGGAAUAUAACUUGCAUGAGAUGAAAACAUAGGCUUACUGAGUUUGUUUGUUUCUUUGGUUUGUAAUGUAUCUUUCAUCUUGUUUAACUGUAGGUCAUACUUUAAUACACAUUCAAUCCCACUAUUACAGUGCAAACUUUUCACACCCUUAGCCAAGAAAUAGGAAUAUCAGGGACAUAUUAAGGAAUUUUUACAUUGUGAUUUAAAAUAAGUUAAAGGUGAUGAUUUAAAUGAAUGAAUACUGCCCAAAGAUAUGAAAGUACUGUAUUAAAGGUUAUGGAGAGUGA